Molecule: messenger RNA, 1041 nt
Organism: Lottia gigantea (owl limpet)
Lineage: Eukaryota; Metazoa; Mollusca; Gastropoda; Lottiidae
Exons: 5
Coding region: 1-1041 (346 amino acids)
Molecular function (GO): calcium ion binding
Source: RefSeq, a predicted model, not a curated record
AUGUUCUUUUGUGAACUUAAGGAUAAUGACUUUAAGAUUGUUGUUUAUUGUUUUGUUAUAGUUAACUGUCCUGAAGGGUAUUAUUUAGACAAUAAUGAAUGUUUACCCUGUGAUAUUGGUCAAUAUACUGAUGAAGAAAAACAAACAACUUGUAAACAAUGUCCUGUUGAUAUGACAACUGGUUCUCUAGCCUCCACCAAUAUUAGCCAGUGUUAUUCUCUAUGUGAUGUUGGUCAUUAUUAUGAAAGUAUCUCUAGUAAUUGUAUUAAAUGUAAUAUUGGUGAAUAUCAAGAUCAAUCAGGACAAACUCAGUGUAAAUCAUGUCCUAUUGGUGAAACAACUAAAGAUAUAGGAUCUACUAGUAUAACAGAUUAUUUAUGUAAAUUAGGAGAAGAACUAUCUGUAACUGGAGAAUGUGUGAAAUGUCCUAAAGGAUCUUACCGAGAUGAUUUAGAUCAAGAGUAUUGUCAAGCUUGUCCUUAUGGAUGGUCUACCUCAGAUGUUGGUUCAACAUCUAUAUCACAAUGUACUGUAGCUCACUGUCAGCGUGGUGAAUACCUAAACGAAGAUAAUACUUGUGAAUUAUGUGAAAAAGGAACAUAUCAACCUAAUCGUGGACAAACUAGUUGUAUAGCUUGCGGUAGAGGAUUAACUACUAGUGAUAAAGGUUCUACAUCACAUGAUGAUUGUAGACCAGGUCCAAUAGAUGAAUGUAGACUAGAUCUUGAUGACUGUGAUGACGAUGCUGAAUGUUUAGAUGAAGAAGAUGGCUUCAGCUGUGUUUGUAAUUUUGGUUUCACUGGAAACCUAAAUGGAUCUGUUUGCAUUGAUAAUUGUGAUAAUAGAUGUGAUAUACAUGGACAAUGUCACUAUUAUAAUAAUGGUAAUUCAUUCUGUUCUUGUCAAGAUGGUUACCAAGGUGACAGAUGUGAUCAAAUAGAGGGUAAAUUAACUCUUUAUAAAGAAUAUUUUUUUGUGAAAAACUUCAUUCAUUUUUCAUUCAUUAUUUAUUGUUUAUUCUGUAAGUCUUUUCCGAAAUAA